GAGAGAAUGACAGGUUAUGUGUGUCUUGUCAAUGGAAGAGAGAGAAUGAAACGAAGAAGACUCCUGGGCGUAGUUAUUACAAGUAGGACCUAAAGUAGAGAUAUCCAAUCAGAGAGUUUUUCGAGCUUCGCUGAAUCUUUAUCCACCAUCUUAAUUCCCUCACCUGCCUAGCCUACUGACACGGACACACAUCGGCUCACGCAAAAGAAGUGAGGGAUUCGUUCUGUAUGGAUGAAAAGAACGGAAUCGCUCAGCAUCCGCCGGCGUCAAAUGAGGCGGCGCCACAUCCAACUCCGGCGGAGUUUAAGGGAACACAAGAGGGAACCUGGUUUCACUCGACACUUGCCAUGUCGCUGUGGCUAGGCACCAUCCACUUGAACAUCAUCAUCGUAUUAGCUUCCUUCAUCUUCCUCCCGUUCUCCAGUGCCAUCGCAGUAUUGGGAUUGUUGUUGAUCUUUGCGGUAAUCCCGAUUGACGAGAAAAAUAUAUAUGGCCGGAGAUUAGCAAGGUACAUAUGUAAGCAUGCGUCUGGCUACUUUCCGGUGCAUCUGUAUGUGGAGGACAUUAAAGCAUUCGAUCCCAAUCAGGCAUAUAUUUUUGGCUAUGAACCACAUUCAGUUUGGCCAAUUGGAGUAGUUUCACUUGCAGACCUUACAGGUUUCAUGCCACUAUCAAGAAUCAAAGUACUAGCCAGUUCUGCUGUAUUUUUUACACCAUUCAUGAGGCAAUUAUGGACUUGGUUGGGAAUAUCACCUGCAACAAGGGAUAAUUUUAAGUCCCUUCUGUCGUCUGGUUAUAGCUGCAUAAUAGUGCCUGGUGGAGUUCAAGAGGCAUUUUAUAUGGAUCAUGGGUCUGAGAUUGCUUUCCUUAAUUCAAGAAAAGGAUUUGUAAAGAUUGCUAUAGAAACAGGCAAGCCUUUGGUUCCUGUAUUUUGCUUUGGCCAGUCCGAUGUAUACAAGUGGUGGAAACCCAGCAGCAAACUGUUUUUAGAAUUUUCGAGAGCUAUAAAGUUCACACCACUUGUUUUCUGGGGAAUCCUCGGAUCUCCUAUACCCUUUAGACAACCCUUGCAUGUUGUGGUUGGCAGACCCAUUGAAAUAAAGAAAAAUGCACUACCUGCAACGAAAGAGGUUGAAGAAGUACAUCAUUGUUUCGUGGCAGCACUUCAAGAUCUCUUUGAGAAGCACAAAAAGAUGGCAGGCCAUGGUGAUCGUGUGCUAAAAAUUCUUUAACUUUACCAGUAAACCUCACAUGUUUGUAACCUCCACACAUGAACAAUAAAAGGAAAUGAACAAGGUGAAUCUACUAUGAUCUAUGAAAAAAACGAAAUAAAAUAUUUAAUUUGGCUAUCUAAUGAUUCUAAUAAAACAAGUCUCACAUGCAACUCCUAGUUCUAUAUCAAGUAAAAUGGUUUAAUGUUAGGGUUUAUUUGUCUUAUACUCU
Messenger RNA from Cuscuta europaea, 1443 nucleotides. NCBI's taxonomy places the organism in Eukaryota, Viridiplantae, Streptophyta, Magnoliopsida, Solanales, Convolvulaceae. The record is from the annotation of a GenBank genome assembly.